Molecule: messenger RNA, 2485 nt
Organism: Amphibalanus amphitrite
Lineage: Eukaryota; Metazoa; Arthropoda; Thecostraca; Balanomorpha; Balanidae
Exons: 6
Coding region: 519-1424 (301 amino acids)
Molecular function (GO): serine hydrolase activity
Source: RefSeq, a predicted model, not a curated record
AGACAGAGUCCGGUCCAGUCUCUGACAUAGCUCGACUGAUGCUCGUCCCACAGCCGCCGUUGUGUAUACUCGGGCUGUCGGCGCUGCUCCAUUGUCAGAGGCGGUAUCGAACCGACGCGUCCGACGGCCGCCGCGGUCGUCGCUGGGCAGAUACCGACGGUCUGACUCGGUCGGUAGCCGCGCCGGCCCCUGUGAACCUGAUAGCUCAGUCGAGUGCCAUGAACUGGUCAGUGACAAGCCUUGGAGAGAGGUGACCGGGUGUAUCGAGCUGCGCAGCAUAACUUACACGGAGGGUUGAGUAAGGUCAUCCGGCGAGCCGACAGUGCCAUUCGAGUCGUGAUCGGUGUUUGAUCCGGUCACGUGGCCGGCUCGUGUCGACGGGGUGAGGGGGUCCGCGGAGCCCCACGGCCCACCAGACGACAGCGGGAACCGUGCUGAGGAGCAGCUGCGCGCAGAAGAAGUGGGUGGUACUGAGCCUGUCAGCUGUGCGGCCGGUGGACAACUGUUGACUCCACAGGAUGGCUCUUCUCUGCCGGCGCUGGCUGGGCCAGGUGGCGCUGGGGGCUCGCUCCAUGCACGCCCACCGUCUCAGCGACAACAUGGCCUUGCUGACGGCGUCCCAAGUGUCACCCAGACACGAACCUCAGCUCCUCGGCAUCGGCGAGCGCCCCCUGGCCGUCAUGCUGCCCUGGCUGAGGGCGACCAAGAAGGGUAUCAGCAAGUACGCCAACUUCUACCUCAGUCAGGGAUUCAACGUGCUGGUCGGCACGAUAUCAGCUAGACAGCUGCUGCUCCCAGAGACGGGCUCACAGGAAACAGCAAGACGACUGGUAGACUUCUUACUAACGCACGAGGAAGUCAACCAGUACGUCGUACACAGUUUCUCCAUCGGUGCCUACUACUGGGGAGAGAUCCUUGGUCAGCUCUGUCAAAUGGAUCCCGAGAAAACCAUCACACGAAAAAUCACCGGCGUGGUGUUUGACAGCCCGGCAGACAUGGAGGAGAUACCUGUCGGCCUACCGAUGGCUCUAACAGACUUUGUGCCACUACAACGCCUGAUAGCUUCAUAUGCCAGGCUGCACCUGCGCUGGAUGGAGCAGCGUGCCACGCGCCACUACCGCGAGGCCAAGCGACAGGUGGUGCACUACCCGAUGCCACAGGCGGCCACCCUGUUCCUGUGGUCACAGAACGACCCGGUCACCUCCUGUCGAGCUAUACUGGACCUCGGGGCUGCCUUCGAGGCCAGCGGGAGACAGGUGUUUUACAAGUGCUGGGCCGACUCCCAGCACGUGCGUCAUCUGCUGCAGCACCCUGGUGACUACCACUCCGAGGUAGCCGAGUUCUUGCGCCGACUGGGGCACCUGCGCUACCCAGACCGCUUCCCCGACCACCAGCCGGCAGCGCGGGCCGCCAUCAGACAGUGACAGGGGUGAUGACUUAUGACAGGAGACAAUGACAGUGAGAGAGACCAGCAGACAUCUCGGGCCGCCAUCAGACAGUGACAAAAAGCGAUGACAUAUGACAGGAGACAAUGACAGUGAGAGAGACCAGCUGCCAGCUCGGGCCGCCAUCAGACAGUGACAGUGGCGAGGGAGUGAGGGGAUGUGGCAGAAGACAGUGACAGUGAUAGACCAGCAGACAUCACGGCCGCUAUCAGACAGACAGUUGCAGAAGAGCGUGGAGAUACAAGACAGUGGACGUGGCAGUGACAGCAGGCAAUACGUGAUAACAUCGGUGACAGAGGGAGGGGAGCGGAGAGGUGGCUGAAAAUGCUGACAGCAGGAGUGUUAGAAGAACGAGGAACUAGCAGGAGGAAGCGGCAGUGACAGUGUGAGUGACACCAGUUGGUCACGUGGGUGACCUCCGAUGGUGACGUAAAACACUGUGACAAAGUUCAGUGACUGUGAAGGAACUGAACAAUUGGUGACAGUGAUGGGAUACACAUGUGACACGGGCCGGUGACAGUGACAGUGAAUCGAUGAUGACAGUGAAUGGAGGUACCGAGUGACAGAAAUUGUACCAAAGCGGACAGUGAUAAAGUGAAGAGGAGACAUAGGGGACACGAGAUAUGGAUAGAAGCAAAAGACACCGCGACAUUCACAAGCCAUUCACAAGUCGAGAGGCGAUGAUAAAGGAAAUGAAACAUCAAAUAAGACACUAGACAUGUGGCAGCAUUUUGACUUUGGUUAUAUGAACAAUGAAACACUUGUUCAGCAACGAAAUGCCGGUUUUCCUGAAGAAAAAUGCAGCCGAAGGACGGCUACAACAUUUGUGAUGUAACUUUGAUUUAUGUUGUUUUAGACGUGAUUUGUGGUAUUCGUUAUUGUUAGCUUCUGCAGCACCAAACCUUACUUUCCAAAAUUGGACUCUCGUCAAUAUGUGGCUCAAAUUUUUAGAAUUAGAACAUGCCAGUGAGGCCAACCAGGCCGAUGGCUUAGCCUAAAUAACAUUAAUGUUAAUGAGACGAACCGAUUGCGGACUGCGU